AUGUCUUCAACAUCCUCUUCAGAUGUCGAGUCAGGUGAGACCCUGACGGAUACUGAAAGAGAAGCUGGCGCAGCAGUUCCCUCGAUUGACGGAGUAGACGAGUCUGCCAAUAUUCCGCGUAGAAAACUUCGCCAAAGACUUCAUGACUGGGUUGACGAAACCAUCGAUGGAUUCAAGGAACACGAUCGAAGUCGACAAGAGGCAGCUUACGGCGCUACUGGGGAGCCUCCCCUGCGCAAGAAUCUGAAGACCAUUCAAAUGCAAUUCAUUGCGUUCGGCGGGGCUAUUGGCACCGGUCUGUUUGUUGGAUGUGGCCAAGCUUUGGCAGCCGGCGGGCCUGGAUCACUGUUACUCGGCUUUUUAAUCAUCGGGCUCGACUUGCUCUGCACGAUAUACUCGUUGGCGGAGAUGACCUUGGUCUUACCUAUAUCAGGAGCUUUCGUCGUUCAUGCUACUCGAUUUAUCAACAAACCGUGGGGUUUUGCCAUGGGCUGGAACUAUGCCAUGCAGUGGCUCAUUAUUCUACCCCUAGAGCUUGUGGCUCUCACGAUUGUGUUCAAAUACUGGCAUGCGGUCGAUAAGGUUCCUUCUGCAGGCCUGGCUCUGAUAUUCUGGCUGGUUAUAAUUAUCAUCAAUUUGUUUGGUGUCAGAGGAUAUGGAGAAGCCGAGAUGCUCUUUGCGAUCCUCAAGAUCAUAGCGGUGGUCGGGUUCUUCGUAUUGGGAGUGGCUAUUGAUCUAGGCGCAGGCAAGAGAGGCACUUACAUCGGGGGAAUGUACUGGCACGAUCCUGGCGCCUUCACAGGUGGUUGGUGUGGCUUUUUCACCGUGUUGGUCAUUGCCGCGUUUACGUUCUCCGGCACCGAAAUGUUGUGUCUCGCGGCGGGUGAGCAUCCAGAGCCUAUUGAGGUACUUCCAAAGGCUGUCAAGCAAGUUUUCUGGCGCAUCUUCCUGUUCUACGCCUUAUCUAUCAUCACUGUUUGUCUCGUUGUGCCUUGUAAGGACCCUCGAUUGAUCGAGCACUCAGGAGAUGCUAACGCUGGAGCAUCUCCUUUCGUUAUCGCUAUAAAGAAUUCCGGAGUCCCAGUGCUUGACUCAAUACUCAAUACAGUAAUCUUGAUCACGGCGCUAUCAGUGGGAAAUACAUCUGUGUAUGCGUCGACGAGAGUCCUGGUAGCUCUAUCGGUGCAGCAUCAAGCGCCGAAGGUUCUCUCCUACAUUGACCGCAAAGGUCGACCACAGUUUGCUCUUCUGGUUGCAUUUAUUUUCGGGCUUCUUUCGAUCUUGUCACAGCUUCGCGACAAUAACGCUUUAUUUACACGGCUUCUCGCGCUUUCGGGUCUCUCUUCAAUUAUUACGUGGGGCUCUAUAUGUCUCGCACACAUCCGCUUCCGCAAAGCGUGCGAUGCCCAGAAGUUGACGGAGCGCCUUCCGUACAAAUCUCCAUUCGGUAUCUGGGGAUCUUACAUCGGGCUCUUGAUAAAUUGUGGAGUGAUUGUUGGCCAAUUCGCCCAGGUCAUAUUCGCAGUUGAAUGGAGUCAUGUCUCCACGCCCAGUCAAAUGGAGCUCUCGUGGUCAUAUUUCGUGGCGAUACCUCUUUUCGCGUUGUGCUAUUGGUCAUAUGUGGUCUAUGAACGGUGGAGUGGAGAGAUGCUGACCAUGGACUUGACAACUGGCACGAAGUUCUUGAGGCCUGGAGAAAGACGAAGACAUCGUGUCGUAAAGGGAGCUUGGUGGAAGAAGGUAUAUGAUGUAUUGUGUUGA
Hyaloscypha bicolor E is the source of this 1761-nucleotide messenger RNA. RefSeq lists its product as uncharacterized. Gene Ontology annotation, molecular function: amino acid transmembrane transporter activity. Bases 1 to 1761 code for a protein of 586 amino acids. The record is from RefSeq and is a predicted model, not a curated record. The transcript has 3 exons. Gene Ontology annotation, biological process: amino acid transmembrane transport. Lineage: Eukaryota; Fungi; Ascomycota; Leotiomycetes; Helotiales; Hyaloscyphaceae. Gene Ontology annotation, cellular component: membrane.